Chelonus insularis is the source of this 3694-nucleotide messenger RNA. RefSeq names its product transmembrane protease serine 9-like. Gene Ontology annotation, molecular function: serine-type endopeptidase activity. Lineage: Eukaryota; Metazoa; Arthropoda; Insecta; Hymenoptera; Braconidae. Bases 464 to 3514 code for a protein of 1016 amino acids. The transcript is spliced from 14 exons. The record is from RefSeq and is a predicted model, not a curated record. Gene Ontology annotation, biological process: proteolysis.
UUGUCGAAGAAAGAAUGACAACAAAUGUUAUAGCAUCAAGAGAAUGAAUUUAUGUGUAUGACAAUAUUUACUUAAAUAUGUCGUAUUAUGUUUAAUCAGAGAAUUAUAAGUAAAAAAAAAGAUGUAUUGAUUCAUAAUAAACAUGUUUAUUUUAGUCAGAUUCACUCCAAACACGUGAUAUAGUUGUUUUAUUAUUUAAUUGAUCAUUCUAACCUAUGAUGGCGUUUGGAGCUUUGAUGGUGCUGAACAGUUUCAACGAUCAAGGUCGACAUGUGUGAUGAGUUAAUAAUAUAAUUUGAAUAUUCAGUGAAGUAAUGAAUGACCAAGUCAUUUUUAUAAUUGAUUAGAAAGUUGUAAUAGUUUGCCAUGUACUCGAUAUUCUAUAACCUAUAAAAUUAUAUUAUUAUCAUUCCAAAAUUGAAGUAGGUCGGGUAUACACUGUGAUUAGCAUUGAUACAUAAAUAUGCCAGUCCAAUCAGUUAAUUUGUAUAUGUCGGGAUACCUGGAGAAGUAUAAAAAAUGGAUCUCUCAAAGACCUCAUGUUAUCAGCGAUAUCGAAAAUACCAUUCGAACUUUGUCUUAUUUUACUGCAGGCCGUUUUUCUAAUUCCUCAAUAAUAUCAGAACUUAUUUACUCCAUGACAAACCUGCUAGUGUUAUUCAAUGAUUGUCUUAUUUAUGCCUCAAAAUAUGCCGACUUUAAACUGCCUCAGUUUCAAUCACAGCUUAAAAUUUGGCUGACAGUCGUUGAAUAUAUUGAAGCAAUUCUUGAAGUAUCAGCAAAAAAAUUGUGGGGUGAAAUGGGAAAGUGGAUUACAAUUUUUAUCAUACAGACAUUUAAGGCAAUUUUACGAAUGAUUUUAAUUCAUCGCAAUAAGGAAAGAAUAAUUCAAAAUCCAGCAAUUUCACCAUUAAAUCGUGAUAAAUUAAACAGAAGGUUAUUACAAGCUGAAAAAAUAGAGAAAGAAGGAUUUGUUUUAAAAAGAAGUGGAAAAAUUAUAAGAAGUGUUAAUUGUAAUUCUGGAUCAAUUCAAUCUAGGAUCUGGACACCCUUACUUCCACUUGAUGAAGAAUUAAUUUUUGAACCAGAGUCUCCAGCAGUCAGACAAAGAAUUAUAUUUGCUGAGACUCUUUAUAUAUUAAAACCUUUGAUUCACUUGACAACAUCACUAGUGAGAGGGAACAAAGAUUGGUUACCAUGGGUAACAGCUUUAUCACUCGAUUUAAUAAACAUCCAUAUGAUUACAAAAGAAUCAAAGCACAUUCAAUUAUCGGCGACAGAGAAAGAGGAAAUGAUUCGACGACGAAUUAGUUUAUUUUUGUAUAUAUUACGAUCACCAUUCUAUGAUAGAUGUAGUAAAACAAAAAUUUAUUCAUUGUUAAAUACUGCAACUCAAACUAUUCCUUUAGCAAGAUAUAUUACAGAACCAAUAGCAAAAUAUUUACCUCAUUGGCAGCAAACAUAUUUCUACAUGUGGUCUUCGUCAUGUGUGUGUCAUGCAAAACCAAAGAAAGCAGGAGGAAAGCCAGCUGGUGGAAUGAAAGGGUCAGUGACCUGUACUUGUGAAACAUUUAAUAAUUUAUGCCAGGCAUCAGGGUCUCUUGAUCUUCGAAUUGCAAACCAGGAACAGACAGAACUAAUUUGCAAUCCAUAUGAAUAUCGUUAUUGUGAUACACCAAAACUUACCUGCAGCUUUACUCGAAUAAAAACAGACUUUGAUUUAUUUGGUAAACAUCCAUGGCAUGUUAGCAUUUACGAUACUUCCAAAUCACCGAAAUUUAUUGGCUCUGGAGUGUUGAUAAAAAAACGAUAUGUUUUGACAAUCGCUCACAAAAUGUUAGAAUAUGAGAAAACUGGAGUCAAACUUCGAUUGGGUGAAUGGGACCGUAUAUUAAGCCCUUCUUGUAAUACCUUGGAAUUCAAAUCAUCAAAAAUUGUAAUUCAUUCAGGCUAUGAUGCCAAAAAACAUCACAUCAAUGACAUAGCUUUAAUAAAACUUGACAAAGAAGUUGAUAUAGCUCAGUAUCCACAUAUUAAUACUGCUUGUUUAGCAGCAGAAGUGCCAGCAGCUGGUACCUAUUGUGUCGUUGCUGGAUGGGGUGUCGAUAUGUUUGUCCCAAGUGAAUUCGCCAGGGCUGGUGGACCACCAUCUGAUAAAUUAAAAGAAGUUACUGUUCCUAUUGUUGGACAGGCUACAUGUGAAGCAGCUCUGAAAAAAACUCGAUUGAAGCAGGGAUUUAAAUUAAAUAAAGAAAGUUUCAUUUGUGCUGGUGGAGAACUUGGUCGUGAUUCUUGCACGGGUGAUGGUGGUGCUCCAUUGAUGUGUCCAAAUUCAGACGGUGUUUUGGAAGUAGUGGGAUUGGUGGUAGGAGGAAUUGGCUAUUCCUGUUUUAUAUUCAUGAUGCCAGUGAUUUAUGUUGAUUUUAAACAAAGUGUUAUUUUCAUGAACAUGGCAUUUAGUUAUGUCAAAUUGUGCUCCAGUUAUCUUUCCUUCCUUUCAAUUCUAGUGAGCUCUCUUGGACAAACGCCACCGUUGUCUCAAGGAAUUGUAUUCAGUGGAACAACAACAACUACCACAAAAGCUCCACCAACAAAUUCAGGUAAUUGUUUUUGUGCAUCUUCCGGAGCAUGUCCAACUCAACCAACUAUUGACAUUCGGAUUGUGAAUCAAGCACAAUCACCAACAUGUCCAGCAGGAGAAGUCUUGUGUUGUUCUAAUUCUCAGAAUCUGAUGAGUAGUUGUGGAUUGAGAAAAAUAAUAGAUUCAAUACCACAGCCAGCAGGAACAGCUCUGUAUGGUGCUUAUCCAUGGCAAGUAGCUAUUUUAGCUAUGAAUAAUACUUAUCUUGGUUCUGGUGUGUUGGUUACUGCUAAUCAUGUCGUAACAGCAGCUCAUAAAAUAGCAAAAUACCCAAAUCUUAAUUAUAAAUUGAGAUUAGGUGAUUGGGAUGGCCUAGCAACUAAUGAACGUUAUCCAUACCAGGAAUACAAUGCUAUGCGUGCUUUUAUUCAUCCUGACUACAAUUCUGGCAAUUUAAAAAAUGAUAUAGCAGUGAUUCGAUUACACGGAACAGUUCCGUUGGCUUCAAGCCCAAAUAUCAAUACGGUUUGCUUUCCAACUGGAGUUCCAGUAUCAGGAACAAGAUGUUGGGUCACUGGCUGGGGAAAAAAUGCAUUUGGUUCAUCAGGUAAUUUCCAAAAAAUUCUCCGAGAAGUUGAUGUUCCUAUUGUUGACCAGAAUAACUGUGAAACAAGAUUACGUAACACUAGACUUGGUCAGGGAUUUGUACUUGAUAGAAACAGUUUUAUUUGUGCUGGUGGUGAACAAGGAAAGGAUGCUUGCACGGGUGAUGGUGGUGCUCCUUUGGUCUGCCAGAACAGAAAUAGUCAAUGGGAAGUUGUUGGAAUAGUAGCAUGGGGAAUUGGUUGUGCUACUUCACAAGUACCAGGAGUUUAUAUGAAUAUUGUUAAUUUUAUGCCAUGGAUUUCUCAACAAAUUGCUAACUCUCCUUAAAAAUGUAACAUUUAAUUAUCAAAUUAUCUUUUUUUUAUAAUUUUAUAAAUUAUUAUUUUAUAAAAUGCUUCUACCAUUGUCAUAACAUAACUCAAUUAAAUGAAAAGUUGCUUGUAAUUUUGUGUUGGAGAACCUACCUAGAUCCACUCAUGAUCAUUUAGCUGUAUAAAUACCGUUAAG